This is a messenger RNA of Cricetulus griseus (Chinese hamster), 884 nucleotides long. The record is from RefSeq and is a predicted model, not a curated record. Lineage: Eukaryota; Metazoa; Chordata; Mammalia; Rodentia; Cricetidae.
GCUUCGAUUCCUGCGGUGGGUGGAUGAGUAAUGCGUCCAGGAAGCCUGGAGGCUGUGAUUUCCGCGCCAACUCCGCCCCUUGCAUGGACAUUUAUUCUUCACCGCUCAGUCCCUGCCGCCAUCGCCGCAGAUCGGGCUUCUAGAGAGACACCAGAGCAGAUACCACUAUGGCCCCCUUUGCAUCUCUGGCCUCAGGCAUCCUCUUGUUGCUAUCACUGAUAACCUCCAGCAAGGCCUGUAGCUGUGCCCCACCCCACCCACAGACAGCCUUCUGCAACUCCGACCUGGUCAUAAGGGCUAAAUUCAUGGGGCCCCCAGAAAUCAUUUUCAACUUAUACCAACGUUAUGAGAUCAAGAUGACUAAGAUGCUCAAAGGAUUCGACGCUGUGGGAAAUGCCGCAGAUUUCCGGUUCGCCUACACCCCAGCCCUUGAGAGCCUCUGCGGAUAUGUCCACAAGUCCCAGAACCGCAGCGAGGAGUUUCUCAUCGCGGGACGCCUAAGGAAUGGAAGUUUGCACAUCAGUGCCUGCAGCUUCUUGGUUCCCUGGUAUAGCCUGACCCCUGCUCAGCAAAAAGCCUUCUCAAAGACGUAUAGUGCUGGCUGUGGGGUGUGCACAGUGUUUCCCUGUUCAACCAUGCCUUGCAAACUGGAGAGUGAUACUCAUUGCUUGUGGACAGAUCAGAUCCUCACGGGCUCUGAGAAGGGCUACCAGAGCCGUAACUUUGCCUGCUUGCCUCGGAAUCCACAGUUGUGUGCCUGGCAAUCCCUGAGGGCCUAGAUGACCCAAAGCCUACCCCCAGUGGAAGCUGAAGCCUGCACACUGCUCCCCUCCCCUCCAUCUUUCUUUCUUUUAGACAGUGAAAUAAAGAACUACCACACAGCA